GAGCCGCCGCGCUCCGGUCUAAUGUCGGAAACCGGUGAGGAGCAGCUCAUGGAGACGACGGGCGCCACCGAGAACGGGCACGAGGCCGCCCCCGAAGGCGAGUCGCCGGCCGGGCCGGGCAGCGGGGCCGCGGCGAGCGCUGGAGGCGGGAGCGCGGCACCUCCGGCCAGCAACCAGAACGGCGCCGAGGGCGACAAGAUCAACGCCAGCAAGGAAGAGGAGGACGCGGGAAAAAUGUUUGUUGGUCACCUGAGCUGGGAUACCAGCAAAAAAGACCUAAAGGAUUAUUUUACCAAAUUUGGAGAGGUCGUUGACUGUACAAUAAAAAUGGAUCCCAACACUGGCCGGUCAAGAGGAUUUGGGUUUAUUCUCUUCAAAGAUGCUGCUAGUGUGGAGAAGGUCCUCGAUCAGAAGGAGCACAAGCUGGAUGGCCGAGUCAUUGACCCCAAAAAGGCUAUGGCCAUGAAGAAGGAGCCUGUAAAGAAAAUUUUUGUGGGGGGUCUGAAUCCUGAAGCCACUGAGGAGAAAAUCAGAGAGUACUUUGGCGAGUUUGGGGAGAUCGAGGCCAUUGAUCUUCCAAUGGAUCCAAAAUCAAACAAAAGAAGAGGUUUUGUUUUCAUCACCUUUAAAGAAGAGGAAGAACCUGUGAAGAAGGUUCUAGAGAAAAAGUUCCACACCAUCAGUGGAAGUAAGUGUGAAAUCAAGGUGGCUCUGCCCAGAAAAGUCUAUCAACAGCAGCAGUAUGGCUCAGGGGGCCGUGGGAACCGCAACAGAGGGAACCGAGGCAGUGGUGGUGGAGGUGGAGGUGGAGGACAGGGAGGGGUGGUUCUGAACUCCAAGAGAUAGAGGACUUUACCUAUUUAGGGGGCCACCCCUGCCCAGAGCUUUGCACGCAUAGCCCUUGGGGGUUGGAUCAGAUCCCACCUCCCAAAGUGUUUGGGAAGCCCCCCAGGCACAGCAGAAAUAGUGACCUGGGCCAGUAAGAUCCCCUCUCCACUUCAGCUCCAUGCUGCCUGCACUGUCCGGAGGAUACCUAGCCCAGCUGUUGAGCACACUAGGCCAUUGUAGCUGCUGGGUUGAGUUCUAGGGACAUGGUCAGCUGGACACUGGGCUUUUAUGCUUACCUGUUAGGAUGGCAUCCAGCUUUGCCACCACAUGUUUUACGUUGUCUAAGCUGAAGCACAUUGGGGGCUUAAAUUUCAGGACGUUCCUCCCAGGGCCAUCGGUGCUUAGCAAAAUGUAGUUCUCCUUCAGCCUGUAGGACAGGACAUAACAGCCUUGCUAUACCACCAGCCCAGGGCCCUUCACAUGGUCUUUAAGGCCUUUCUGUGCCUGGCUUUGGCCUGCUCCCACCACUGCUUUUGGAACCCUUCACAGGCCAGCAGCCCCUGCCCCCUCCUAUCUCCCCCCCGCUCCCCGAUAGGGCACUGGUUACCCCUAGUAAACCUUGAUUCCUAUCUUUUUGGACCUGGCCCUGAGAAGCGGCAUAGCCUUAUCUGCCCCUGGAGUUCCAGUCUAGUCUGAAGUCCCUGCAUUUUCCACUUCACGGUUUAUAUUAUGUGUACGGCUUGCUUUGUAUAUGUAUGGGAAAUGUCCAUCAUUAUAAAAUGCCAUCCCCUUAUCUAGCUUCAGUAACUUGCCCUGCUCCCUGCAUACAAGUAAUCUUGUAAUUUCCAGAUAGCUUGUCAGUUUAAUUUCCACUUUUU
Molecule: messenger RNA, 1706 nt
Organism: Pipistrellus kuhlii (Kuhl's pipistrelle)
Lineage: Eukaryota; Metazoa; Chordata; Mammalia; Chiroptera; Vespertilionidae
Gene: HNRNPAB
Product: heterogeneous nuclear ribonucleoprotein A/B
Exons: 6
Coding region: 22-846 (274 amino acids)
Biological process (GO): regulation of gene expression
Cellular component (GO): nucleoplasm
Molecular function (GO): RNA binding
Source: RefSeq, a predicted model, not a curated record